AAUGACUCUAUGCAUUUGAAGCAAUCAACAUGUAGAGAUCUAAAGCUGCUUUCGGUCUUGCGCAUUGUGUACGUUCACGUGAUGCCUGUCAGCUCUGAACUUGGACGGUCGUGACACCUGAACCACCAAAGCACGUAUGCCCUCACCCCCGAUUCAAGUCUUCCUCACGACGAUCGCGUCGCAGGUUGUUGUAAGGAAGCGCCAAGAAUAUAUUCUUCGCAUCCUCCAAACCAAGAAGAUCCCAUAUACCUCGUAUGAUCUCGCCUCUGACGAUGAUGCCAAACGUUUGUGGAGGCGCAAGGCGCCGCCUGAUAAGCAACAGCUUCCAGGUAUACUCGUAGGCGGCAAAUUUAGUGGGGACUUUGAUGCAUUCGAAGAAGCUGUCGAAACCGAACGACUGGCUACCUUCUUGCGGCUAAAUGAAAGCUGGAAUGUCGCCACCGACGAAGACCGUCCGGCGCCCGAGGUCAAACCCGUUGGUGUGCCCGGGGCCGUCCCCAUCGCACAAAUGACGCCCGAACACCACAAGCCCCGAAUCUUCCCCCGCGACCCAGAUACCCCGCUGAAGCCAGUGAACAAGCACGAUGGGAACUUUGAUGUGAGCACGGAGCUGGAGGGGUACGGGUUACAGGGCGUACGGGUAACCGAUGACGAAUUAAGGCUGUUGGUUGAAGAGCUUGGGCUCGAUGGGGAUGAUGCAGAAGAUAUGGUCAAAAGCUUGGGUGGUGGUGAGGAUGGAAAGGGUGCUCCUAAGAAGGGUGGUGAGAGUGAUGAGAAGGUGAAGGAAGCGACAAGCACUAAGAACGCGAGUGUGACAAAGGAAGACAACAAAUGACCUGUAGGGUCUGAUGUAUUAUAUCUGCUUGAUCUAUAUACCAACCAUGGAAAUGGAAGAAUAUUAGCGUCUGGAAUUGGUCUGGAAUGCGCAGAACUCCGCCAGCGGGAUGUGAUUAGGUUAUUUGGGCAUGAUUUUCCUGGACGUGAAAUGAAAAGGCAUCUAAUGUUGAACUCCUUCUUACAGCUUGCUCAUCGGCAUGUUGACAAGAAAGCCACCAUCGAGCGUAAUGG
Messenger RNA from Suillus bovinus, 1068 nucleotides. Its product is annotated as SH3-binding, glutamic acid-rich protein-domain-containing protein. Gene Ontology annotation, cellular component: cytoplasm. NCBI's taxonomy places the organism in Eukaryota, Fungi, Basidiomycota, Agaricomycetes, Boletales, Suillaceae. The transcript is spliced from 5 exons. Bases 137 to 835 code for a protein of 232 amino acids. The record is from RefSeq and is a predicted model, not a curated record.